This is a messenger RNA of Pyrgilauda ruficollis (rufous-necked snowfinch), 326 nucleotides long. Its product is annotated as voltage-dependent P/Q-type calcium channel subunit alpha-1A-like. Lineage: Eukaryota; Metazoa; Chordata; Aves; Passeriformes; Passeridae. Gene Ontology annotation, biological process: chemical synaptic transmission; calcium ion import across plasma membrane. Gene Ontology annotation, molecular function: high voltage-gated calcium channel activity. The record is from RefSeq and is a predicted model, not a curated record. Gene Ontology annotation, cellular component: membrane; neuronal cell body; voltage-gated calcium channel complex. The annotation marks the transcript as partial. The transcript has 2 exons.
CAAUACCCCCCCGCUGCGCCGCAGGCCGUGUUCGACUGCGUGGUGAACUCUCUCAAGAACGUGCUCAACAUCCUCAUCGUCUACAUGCUCUUCAUGUUCAUCUUCGCCGUGGUGGCCGUGCAGCUCUUCAAGGGCAAGUUCUUCUACUGCACCGACGAGUCCAAGGAGUUCGAGAAGGACUGCAGGGGCGAGUACCUGGUCUACGAGAAGGACAACGAGGUGAAGGCGCAGAAGCGCGAGUGGAAGAAGUACGAGUUCCACUACGACAACGUGCUCUGGGCGCUGCUGACGCUCUUCACCGUCUCCACCGGAGAGGGCUGGCCGCA